AUGGCGGGAGAUAUUGGUGACAAAUUGUCAUCUUUGGGCUUACAGGAAGUUGGAAAGGCCAAGAAUCCCGUGAGUCCCUACCGACAACACAUCGCCGAGAAAUUGGCCCCCAUCGUCGACCGAAAAGUGGAAGACAUUGCUCCUCUGGUAUCAUGGACGACAAGUCCGGAUAAAGGAGACCUCAUGCUUCCUGUUGCCGCUUUCCGGAUCAAAGGCAAAUCACCUCAAGACCUAGCCAAGGAGAUAGUCGAGUCGUUUCCAACUGGAGAGGAUAUACUUGUGACGGCCUCACAAGCGGGCCCGUUUGUGCAGUUCUUUUUCAAGCCCGAACAUCUUACACAAGUCGUCAUUCCGGAGAUCUUGAAGAGCAAGAACGCUUACGGCUCGGAUCCUACGCCCGGCUUGAAAGACCCCUCCGACCCGUCCCAGGGUCACAAAAAGGUCAUUGUGGAGUUCUCAUCGCCGAAUAUCGCGAAAGAAUUUCACGCUGGCCAUCUCCGAAGUACAAUCAUCGGCGGUUUCCUGGCAAAACUUUACGCUAGAACGGGCUGGGAUGUCAUCAAGAUGAAUUAUCUGGGUGACUGGGGCAAACAGUAUGGGCUCCUUGCCAACGGUUUCAAGCAGUUUGGUAGCCAAGAGGAAUUGGACAAAAACUCCAUUGCCCACCUCUUCCAGGUCUACGUCAAGAUCAAUCAAAUCAAGUCGCAGCAGGACGAACCAAUCAAUGAAUUGAAGAAAGAAAUCAAGGAGAAGAAGGCCAAGGGCGAAGAUACCACGGAACUAGAGAACAAACUCGCUCCGCUAGUGGAAGCCAGUGAGGACGAAAAGGCUCGGAAAUACUUCAAGAGCAUGGAAGAUGGUGACCCCGAAGCCCUUGCUUUAUGGCAGCAGUUCCGAGACAUGAGCAUCGAGAAAUACAAAAAGACGUAUGCCCGGUUAAACAUUGAUUUCGACGUCUACUCUGGCGAGUCCCAGGUCAAGCAAGAGACCAUCAAGAAAGUACUCGAUGAUCUCUUGGCCAAAAAGAUCGCAGAGGAGUCCGAAGGCGCCAUUCUGAUCGACUUCGCAAAGCACGGCGCAAAGAAACUCAACAAAGCUGUCAUCGUGCGAAGAGAUGGCACCCCACUGUACCUGACUCGAGAUCUGGCAGCAAUUCUUGAGCGUUACGAAACGUAUCAUUUUGACAAGAUGAUCUACGUUAUCGCCGAUCAACAAAAUGAGCAUGUUGCGCAGUUGUUCAAAACGACCGAGAUCAGCGGCCACAAGGAUAUCUCGGACAGAUGCGAGCACAUCUCUUUCGGCAUGGUCAAGGGCAUGAGCACGCGAAAGGGGACCGUCAAGUUUUUGGAUGAUGUGAUCCAAUCGGUCAAGGAUGUCAUGCUUGACGUGAUGCAAAAGAACGCAAAGAAAUACGAACAGUUAGAGGAUCCCGAUGCUGUGGCUGAUAUCCUGGCCAUCACUGCGAUUAUGGUCCAGGACUUGACGGGCAAGGUUCGCAAUGGCUACGAAUUCAACAUCAAUCAGAUGACGGCUUUCGAAGGUGAUACCGGCCCGUACUUGCAGUAUGCCCAUGCACGUCUAUGCUCGAUCGAACGAAAGGCAAACGCAGACCUGAGCACGUUAGAUUCGGCCGACCUGUCGCUGCUGAAAGAGCCCCAUGCGGUCAAUCUGGUGCGAGCGCUGGCGCAAUAUCCCGAUGUGGUUAUGAACACGCUCAAAACCCGUGAGCCGUCGACCGUGCUCACUUACCUUUUCAAGAUGGCUCAUGCGUUGAGCUCGAGUUACGACCAUCUGCAAGUUGUGGGGAGCGAACCUGAAUUGCAGAAGGCUCGGUUGGCGCUGUACGAGGCUGCUCGACAGGUCCUCUGGAAUGGCAUGACCUUGCUCGGUCUGACCCCGGUGCAGAGAAUGUGA
Messenger RNA from Capronia coronata CBS 617.96, 1914 nucleotides. Its product is annotated as arginyl-tRNA synthetase. The record is from RefSeq and is a predicted model, not a curated record. Gene Ontology annotation, cellular component: cytoplasm; mitochondrion. NCBI's taxonomy places the organism in Eukaryota, Fungi, Ascomycota, Eurotiomycetes, Chaetothyriales, Herpotrichiellaceae. Gene Ontology annotation, molecular function: ATP binding; arginine-tRNA ligase activity. Gene Ontology annotation, biological process: arginyl-tRNA aminoacylation; mitochondrial translation. The coding region runs from base 1 to 1914 and encodes 637 amino acids. The transcript has a single exon.